UCAGGUGAGAAACCGUAUUCAUGUGAAACAUGUGGUAAAAGUUUCAGACUGCACAGACAAAGAGUGAGUUGUUGGUCCACAUGACAAUUCACUCAGGUAAGAAACCGUAUUCAUGUGAAACAUGUGGUAAAAGUUUCAGACUGUACAGUCAUUUGUUGGUCCACGAGAGAGUUCACUCAGGUGAGAAGCCAUUUUCUUGUGGAACAUGUGGCAGAAGUUUCACUGCACACUACAGUUUGAUGGUCCACAUGAGAACUCACUCAGGUGAGAAGCCGUAUUCAUGUGAAACAUGUGGUAAAAGUUUCGCUACACAGAGCAGUUUGAAGGUCCACAUAAGAACUCACUCAGGUGAGAGGCCAUAUUCUUGUGAAAGGUGUGACAAACGCUUCAGGCAGCACAGUACUUUGAUGGUCCACAUGACAGUUCACUCAGGUGAGAAGCCGUUUUCUUGUGAAACAUGUGGCAAAAGUUUCAGCGCGCAGAGCAGUUUGAUGGUCCACAUGAGAGUUCACUCAGGUGAGAAGCCGUAUUCAUGUGAAACAUGUGGUAAAAGUUUCGCUACACAGAGCAGUUUGAAGGUCCACAUAAGAACUCACUCAGGUGAGAGGUCGUUUUCUUGUGAAACAUGUGGCAAAAGUUUCAGCACGCACAGCAAUUUGAAGGUCCACAUGAGAGUUCACUCAGGUGAGAAGCCGUAUCCUUGUGAAAGGUGUGACAAACGCUUCAGUCAGUACAAUAACUUGAUGGUCCACAUGAGAGCUCCAUCGAUAACAUCUGAGCUGUCACGGGAGGACAUCGAGGAGAUCCAGAACACGGCCGAGGUCCUGAUGCGCAUGUGCCGCACCACCGCCAUCAACGGGGGCCGCACCAUGGCCACUGUGACAUACAGGUCAUCAUUGAGCAUGUGGAGGCGGCGGCCCGGGGCUCUCAGCAGCUCGCCCCCCAUCUUCAGCCUCGUCGUGCGCCGAACCCGCAGCGACGACACCCUGCAGAGCAACGGAGGUCUGCCCCCUGGAACACCGCUGCGCCUGGCCAGGCCUGCUCAGCUGCCCGCUGAUCCUCUUCCUCCGGGGCUCCGACCAACUGAGAUGGUCCCACGCUCCCGAGUCCCGAGACUGAAGCAUGUCAAGCCCAUCAGGACUCUCCCUCUCCCUCCCUCCGUUGCCUCAUAA
This is a messenger RNA of Salarias fasciatus (jewelled blenny), 1172 nucleotides long. Its product is annotated as zinc finger protein 239-like. The transcript has 4 exons. The coding region runs from base 81 to 1172 and encodes 363 amino acids. Gene Ontology annotation, cellular component: nucleus. NCBI's taxonomy places the organism in Eukaryota, Metazoa, Chordata, Actinopteri, Blenniiformes, Blenniidae. Gene Ontology annotation, biological process: regulation of transcription by RNA polymerase II. Gene Ontology annotation, molecular function: DNA-binding transcription factor activity, RNA polymerase II-specific. The record is from RefSeq and is a predicted model, not a curated record.